This is a messenger RNA of Ipomoea nil (Japanese morning glory), 1759 nucleotides long. RefSeq names its product probable glycosyltransferase At3g07620. Gene Ontology annotation, molecular function: glycosyltransferase activity. The record is from RefSeq and is a predicted model, not a curated record. Bases 158 to 1687 code for a protein of 509 amino acids. NCBI's taxonomy places the organism in Eukaryota, Viridiplantae, Streptophyta, Magnoliopsida, Solanales, Convolvulaceae. The transcript has 5 exons.
CCUUUUCCUAGAUAAUGGGGGCAUCGAACGACAACCUUAAACUCUUCAAUCCAACCCACCGACACUUGGAGCCACGCUGUGGCGUCGCCAUUUCAUUCCCACCCGACAGAAAACGAGGAGAAACUCAGACACAGAUCCGAGAAAGAGAAAAAGAGAGAUGAGGCAGUUUUGUAGCAGAAUAAAUAAUCUGUACGUUACCAUUUUCGCUUCCUCGUCUCUGCUACUCCUUUUUGCCCUGAUUGCGCAGCAGAACAUUGAUGAUGGCGGUGGUUUGUUUCAUCUUCCGUCCUCCUCGUGGUGGCCGUCGUGGACGCCGUCGUUCUCCACCGUCGUCUCUCCCUUCGCUCUCAUCCGUACUCAACCUCGGCCACACCCCAACACUGCUUUUUAUCCCACUUUCAAUAAUGUGAGAAUGCAAAAGGGCAGUGCCGUGGCGAAAAUGCAAAAUGCAGUGGCGAAAAUGGUAGAAGAAUUGAAGGUGGAAAGUGAGUUGAGAAGAGGCAAAGAGAAGGAUAAGAAAUUGGAGAGGAUUGAAACUGAACUCUCUAGAGCUAGAGCUCUCAUAAAAGAUGCUAUUGUUAAUGGCAACAAUGGAUCGGACGUUGUACAAGACGAGGAUGAUAAUUUUGUUCUUGGUGGGGACAUAUAUAGGAAUGCAUAUGCUUUCCAAAGGAGUUAUUCACUAAUGGAAAGUAUAUUCAAGAUAUAUGUUUAUGAGGAGGGUGAGCCUCCAUUGUUUCACUUAGGCCCUUGCAAGGACAUAUACUCCCUGGAAGGGGUCUUCCUCAAUCAAAUAGAACGCAAAAGUACUCGAUUCCGAACUCACAACCCUGACGAAGCUCAUGCAUUCUUCCUCCCUUUCAGCGUCGUCAUGAUUAUCGAACAGCUUUUCGAUCCAAUUGUUCGAGACAAAGCUGUAUUGGAGCGAGUGAUUGGUGAUUAUGUUCGUAUCAUCUCCACUAAAUAUGCUUUUUGGAAUAGAAGCCUUGCUGCUGAUCACUUCAUGCUUUCUUGCCAUGACUGGGGUCCACGUUCAACUUGGUAUGUGCAUGGCUUGUACUUCUCUGCAAUUCGUGCCUUGUGCAAUGCGAAUACAUCGGAGUUUUUCAAUCCCAAGAAAGAUGUUCCCAUUCCGGAGAUCAAUCUGAAGAAUGGAGGUAUUAUCGGAGCAAUUGGAGGACUACCUUACUCAGAACGAACAAUCUUAGCAUUCUUCGCAGGUGGGCUGCACGGGCGCAUAAGGCCUGCUCUCUUUCGACACUGGAGAGGAAAAGACGAAGACAUUAAAGUGUACGAGAAGGUGCCGGAGGGAACAUCGUACGAGGAGAUGGUGGGGAAGAGCAAGUUUUGCCUGUGUCCCAGCGGAUUUGAGGUUGCCAGUCCGAGAAUCGUGGAGGCGAUCUACGCCGAGUGCGUUCCCGUUUUGAUCUCGCAGCAUUACAUCUUGCCGUUCAGCGACGUCCUCGAUUGGGACAAAUUCUCGAUCUCGGUUUCCGUUGAGGAGCUGCCGGAGUUGAAGAACAUCUUGUUGGGAGUAUCCCAAGACAGGUAUGCAGCGAUGCGGGAAAACGUUAGGCAAGCUAGACGGCAUUUUGUUGUGAAUGAUGCUCCCAAGAGAUACGAUGUUUUUCACAUGAUUGUUCAUUCUGUUUGGUUGAGGAGAUUGAAUGUAAGAAUAUAUGGCUAGCUAGCUUUUAUGGCACUAGCUAGAAUUUACAAUGUCCAUAUGUAUGUAUAAUUACAUUGUCUCUUUUCUUUU